Vespula vulgaris is the source of this 2591-nucleotide messenger RNA. RefSeq lists its product as uncharacterized. The record is from RefSeq and is a predicted model, not a curated record. Bases 976 to 1860 code for a protein of 294 amino acids. The transcript has 6 exons. Lineage: Eukaryota; Metazoa; Arthropoda; Insecta; Hymenoptera; Vespidae.
UCCCCCGUUCCACCACCCUUUUACGCCCUCUCCUCUCUACGCCCUCACUUCCUCCCCACCGAACGACCGUCGAGAACUUUAAGAUCGAUUCACAUUGUUUACAAAGAUCUUUAUCGUGAAAUUUAUUCAAAAUACUUUUUACGUAUCUAAAAAAUAAUUAAGUAAUAUACGUAAUAUAUAUAUGUAUGUGUGUGUAAUAAGAUAAUACAUAAGUAACGCGUAUCUCAUUCGAUAAGACAAAUUUCAAAUUAUGCGCCUUUUCCAUACUCUCGUCUGAUUGGUCACUCAGUUCGCGGUCAUUUCGAGAUACGGGAAUUCAAACGUAAAUAUCGUAAUAAUAAGAACAGAUAUUUUUCGAUCGUUUAUGGAAUACUUUGAUGAUAGAUAGAAUUUAUAUGUCAAAUAAGAAAGCGCGAGUGAAAAUUUCUUAAGUAUUUUAAGAAACUAGGGAGGAUCGCUGACGCGUCAUUUCAAAAUGGGGUGUUUCCCCUCUUCGAGAGGUCGUUACCUUCCUUAACACGUUCCUUGUCGAGCCGUUUUUGAAUAAGUGUCGUCUUCAAGUUAUAUAUAACGAGAACGUGUAAAAAAAAAUCGAAUUAUACGAUUAUCAACAUAUCGUCACAACGGAUGUUUAAUCGCAACCAAAAUACCUACUGGAAUUACGUUUCUUUCGCGAUAAAUGAUAAAAGAGAGGAAACAGCACAGAUUCAACCAUUGGAACGUAUAUAUAUACAUGGUCCGUCGAAGAGGGACAAACGCGAAAACAAAAUGGUCGCCGCUUCAGGCCCCGUUUAUCGACACGUACGGAACCAAUUCCAUGAGUGAAACCGGUUUGGAACUAGUUUUCUUCGGUUUUUCGGCCCUCCCCCCGCAAGAUCCUGUCGCAUACGACUCGAGCACGAGUCGCAUUCGUGUACGGAAUCUCUCUCGGACGUGUGCAAAGUUUCGCGGAGGUCACACGGUCUAACCUUAGAAAUGGCAGACGACGAGAAAGAACAGAGAGGUCCGAACGUCGAUGGAAAUCAAAUGGAAAUCAAAAUAGAGCCAACAUUGCAAUGUUACGUCGAGGAGGAACAUGAAAAUAGUUUCUCAAGUUUCGAAGGUAACGGCGCGAUACCCUCUACCGCGGACGUUGGUGCUUUGAAUCUAUGGACUAGCAAGGCUACCACCUGUCUCAUCAGUCAAUAUAAAAAAUAUCGGUCGAUGGUAGGACAAUCGACGCAGAUCAGAAGUUUACGGGAAAUGUUUGAGAUGAUAUCUCUCGAGAUGCAAAAUUACGGCUUUUAUUUUAGCCCUCAAAAGUGUGAGAACAAGUGGCGUGUCUUAGAACGUAAGUACAAAAAUUUGGUCUUCCGGGAACGAUUGAAAAAACCUGGAAGGAUGAGACACUAUGGUCAUUGGGAACAUAAGAGAGCCCUCGAUGAAAUAUUCAAUGAGAAAGAGAGGCAUGUGUAUUUCGAAGAAAACGAUUUUCCAUCGCCGACAGGAUCAGUUAAAUAUUCGAUGAUUCUACCAAAAACAACUACGGAACAAGCCACGAGCUCCUCCAAUUCUAAUAACAAUCAAAAUAAUGAUCCAUUGGCUACGUUAAUGUCUAACGCAAUACCGGAAAAACAAAGGGAAGAAUCAGACUACAAGAUUACUUUGACGACACUAUUUGAAAGGUUUUUGGACGAAAUGGGAAAGAACUUUGCACUGGCUGAACGAAACAAGGAGAAACGGCAUAAGGAGGAAAUGGCAAUGCGCCAAAACGAGUUGGAAGUAAAAAGAAGAUUGUUGAAAUUGAAAGAACAAAAGAUAGAAUUACAAAAGUGUCAAAUGAUCGCUGCUGCUCAACAUUUUCAUUUUAACAAGCAGUAAUCUAGUAUAUUGAAUUUUUUCUUCUAUUGUCGUUUUCUUUGUUAAUUUUUUUAAAGAAUUGCCUCGAAAGUCAUUUUUUAUAUUUUUCAUAAAAACAUCGGAUACAAACUUUGAUAUUUGCUUAUUACAAAUGUUAAUAGAAUGAAGUGAUCGAAGAGAGCGAGCAAAAGAUCUUAAUAUAUGGCGAUUAUAUUUAUGAUAAAAUGAAUACAUAAUAAAAUAUUUGUUACUACGAAGACAAUCGGUCCAAUUCCUACGAGGAAGUUAAUAAGACACGAAUACAGAUGCAUUAUUAAAGUUAUAAGCGUGUGGAAAGAGAUAACGUAAAGUCGUCAAGGUAACAUUGAAAAACAACUGAUAAAAAGAUGAGGUAAAACGAUUGAAUUUCAGUAUAGAUAAAGUCAAAAGAGUAAUGUAAAUUGUAGGAUUCAUAAAUUUCAAUAUUGCAUUCUGCUCUAGAAAGAUAUAGUCUAUUAAUCUUCAGACGAAUUAAUCUAUAAACUAAAUCUUGAUGCUUAUGAUUACCAUUCAGAGAUAAUGAAGAUAAGAAUGAAGUUUGAGAAGAAUAGAGAACUUUCCAAGACAAAGUAUUGACAGAAGAUAAAUCUAAUCUGUUACGUUACCCUGGCAACGCACAGUUAAUUCAGUCAGUCGAGAUCAAGAUCUGUUCAAAAUCUAAUCAACUCUAUAUCUUUUCGAAGAAAGUGUAUAAAAAGAAAAGCGUAAAAUAU